AUGCGGCGUUUCGAGAGAAUCCACGACAUCGUUGAGCCCGUCGAAGAGUAUCGCCAGGGAGGCUAUCAUCCGGUACACCUCCACGAUGUAUUCAAUAAGAGGUACGAGGUUAUUGGAAAGUUAGCGUUUGGCCAAUUCUCAACAGUAUGGCUCACACAUGACCAAUUGCUCCAGCGACAUGUUGCGUUGAAGAUACUGAAAGCGGAUGUUUCCAGAAACAAUAAAGAGCUUGCUAUGCUUCUUAAAUUAUCUGCUCCGGGCCUAGAUCAUCCUGGCAAAGGGCAUAUUAUCGAACUGCUGGAUUAUUUCGAGCAUGAUGGCCCAAAUGGGACGCACUUGUGUCUAGUGCUCCCUGCAAUGAUAUCCGACGGUGAAGUAAUAAGCGUCACCAGAAAGCCGCGCCAGGCAGCCUACGUGCGAGCUAUUUCCAAACAAAUCUUGUUGGGUGUUGACUUUCUUCAUAAGCUAGGCAUCGCCCACUGUGAUCUACAACCUGCAAAUGUUCUGUUUUCAAUUGUUGGGGCUGCGCACGUAGAGGCGUUCUUGCAGCCCCCGGAGUUCAGCCCUGUUAGGUGGCUAGAAGGAACAAAGGUAGAUGAUAGCGCGCCGAAAUAUUUGAUGGCUACACAGAGACGACGGGGCGAACUGGACGAUGCAGAUUUCACCACGAUCUUGGUUAAGAUUGGUGAUCUGGGUGGAGCUGCAUGGAGUCAACAAUGUGAUCAGUGGCCGGUAACGCCGAAAGCUUUGCGUGCACCUGAGCUAAUCCACCGAAGUACUUGGGAUGCUAGGAUCGAUAUCUGGGCCUUGGGUUGCUUGGUAUUUGAAUUAGCAACAAACGAGCCAUUAUUUCCCUUGGGAACCUUUGGCCUCACAGCAGAACAGAUUGACGAAGAGCACACUUACCAUAUUAGCCAGCUCCUUGUCGGAGAACCUGAGGGUUGA
Histoplasma capsulatum G186AR is the source of this 945-nucleotide messenger RNA. RefSeq names its product protein kinase. Gene Ontology annotation, molecular function: ATP binding; protein kinase activity. The transcript has 6 exons. Gene Ontology annotation, biological process: regulation of mRNA processing; spliceosomal complex assembly; protein phosphorylation. The record is from RefSeq and is a predicted model, not a curated record. The coding region runs from base 1 to 945 and encodes 314 amino acids. Lineage: Eukaryota; Fungi; Ascomycota; Eurotiomycetes; Onygenales; Ajellomycetaceae.